This is a messenger RNA of Porites lobata, 8869 nucleotides long. The record is from the annotation of a GenBank genome assembly. Lineage: Eukaryota; Metazoa; Cnidaria; Anthozoa; Scleractinia; Poritidae.
AUGAAGUUUAUUGAACUGAAAACAGCUCAUUUCGUAACUUCAAUGUUACUACUCCUGAUUUGUGAAGGUGAGUAAAUUGGACGUUAACUUUUAUCUUUUGCCUUAUGAUGAUGUUGUUAUAACUUGAAUUGAAAAGAUGAGAAGACUUCUGCAUUUGUUUAAAUUGUCGUUCAAAAGCACUAGGCUUAACUCUUUUAAAAUUAUUAUUACAGCAAAAUUUUCAUUCGGUAAAUAACACCAUAUUUUUAUUAAAAUGGGCGCACUUUGUCACUGAAGCAAAACAAAACAGCUUUAGAAAACCUUUAAAACAUUUCUUUUAUGCCAGUGUUAUUUUAUUAUUUGUUGAAUUGUGAACGUUGAAGUAAAAUUAUACAAAUAUUAGGAAGGAGAAUGGCUGGGGCCACGCGACAUCUAUUCACGAUGGCUGCUAUAUUUGAUAAUUAGCCACCAUGCAUAGCGUUUGUGUCGUUUAGAAUUUUUCGUUGUCGAAACACAAAUUUGAACAUUGGAGACCUUUAGAUUCUAAUAUAAGGACGAACGAAUACCAGGACGAAAUUUUCUCAACACUAAGCAGUGCGCGCGCGUGAAACAUCGUCAUUUUGGCGGGAAAACGUGAUAGCCGUCGUCAUUCUACUAAAGGGUUUUUAAAUAAAUAAAAUAAUUAAAUAUACCGUUCAUUUGCCACAUUGCAGAAGUAACUGAAUUAAAGGGCUAUAAAUUAACAAUCAACAAAUAAUUAACACUACUACUACUAUAGAAACAAUAAAAAUAUCUUAAAUAACUAUUUACAUAUUCACAUAUUUACUAGCGAAUGAAAUAAAGGAACCUGAACGCUGGGUCCGACAACAACUCCUAUCAGCGUAAACAAUAUUUCUAUUGUUGUCGCUGGCCCGCAAGUUGUAACUAUGACUACUAAUUGCUGUUCUCGGCUUGAGGAAGUUAAUAGGGUGGUCAUUUUGAGUCAUCUUCUAAAUAUAUUUACAGCAGAGCUGAGUUCGUCUUUCUUUCAAGCUGCUCUAAGUAACUAUGGCAUGGAUGGAUAAUAUAUGGUGCCCUUAAUUUCUUAAAAUUGACUCCAGUUUAUGUUAAAGAAAUUCAGGAAUAUCUUGCCAUUUGCACGCCAUAUUCUAGUAUAGGUCAGUAUUAUUGUCAAGUAAACUUUGAGAAUUCUCUCUCUAUUAACACCCACUUUUUAAAGAAUCCUCAGGGAAUAUAGGCGUUUCGAAGCUUUUUUCGAUAGGUAUAAUCAAUAUGCUAGUUCCACUUUAAAUCAUUCCUGAUAAUAAUACCGAAUAAUUUAUAAGUUGUUACACAUUCAACUGUGUUGUUACCUAGGACAGUUGGUCUUGUAGUAAAAUUAUCUACUUGCAAUAUUAAAAAAAAAAAUUUAAAAAAAAAUUUUCAUUUUGCAUGAAGUUAAUUAACAUUUCUUUGCACUUUUUGGCAAGAAUGAAGUGCCAAAAACAAGUUAUCAAAUGUUAGAAAUCUUAUCAUUUUCCAAUCGGGAGAGGACUCAAACUUUAGCACUAAGAAUACCACGACAAUCGACUUAGUUAACGCCAUGCCUUUUUAAUUAUUUGCCAGUGCCAAAAUACUAGGCCUCAAUGCCUCUAGUGAUUUGAAAUGGAACUGUCACAUUGAUUCCAUUAUCAAGAAACCUAAGAAGCGCCUGUAUAGUUUAUCUCAUGAUCAGCUUAAACGCUCUGGCCUAAUUACACGGGAGCUAGUUCAGUUUUUCUGCACUUGCAUUUGCCCCGUCACGGAGUAAUGUAUGCAUGUCCUGCUUUUCACGACAGUCUUCCCGCUUAUCUCUCCAAUGAACUUGAGGGAGUGCAAAAGUGGGCCAUGAGCAUUAUUUUCCCUUUCUGCCCGUACGAAGUGUCUUUGGUUGAAUCAGGCCUAACUAAACUUUCAGACCGCCGCCAGGAACUUUUAGACAAACUUAGUAUUUAAGAAAGUCGUACAUAUCAAAGAGAAUAAACUCCACAGCCUUCUCGCUGAUCUAAUACCUCUAGAUCGAACCCCCAAGAACACACGGAAAUUUAGGCCCGUUUUUAAGACGAACAGAUUCCGUAAUAGUUUUAUUACUUCCAACGCCCUCAAAGUUUAAACUGUGUUUCCGAUCAUAGUUUUAGAAGUUUCGAUUGCUUUUUAUCAUGCCGAUUUUCAUUUUUUAUUUUUUAACAAAUCAUAAUUUUCCUGUGGUGUAUUCAUGUAUUGUUUUUAUUAUUCGUUUCUUUUUUUCAUUUUUUUUUUUAUAAAUUAGCUUAUUAGUGGUAGUCUUUUUAAAUCUGUUAUCUUUCCGAGUUGAACUGUUUUUCAAUCGUAUGGUUUUCUAUAAGAGCAUCCGACAAGCGCAAAUUGGAAAAGAAUGCAAGAGAAAGGCUUGCGAGCGGUAUUUAAUGACAAUACAUCAAGUUACGAGAGCUUGUUGAAGAAGGCAACCCUACCAACUUUAUAUAACAGAAGACUGCAAGAUUUGGCAAUUUUGAUGUUUAAAGUUAAAAACGGAAUGUCUCCAGAUUAUAUUUCUGAGCUGUUUCAAAGAUCGGACACUACGUAAUUCAGUAACUUUAUGAUUCCUAGAUUUAACACGAUAACUUUUGGUAAAUAUUCUAUAAAAUAUCUUGGUCCGUAUCUAUGGCGUAAAUUACCGAUAGCCUUAAGAACGUUAACUGAAACUGAUAAAUUUAAAAGAAAAAUUAGGGAAAGUGAUUUAGCCGGUCACUUGACGGAAGACAAAUAUAGUUCGGAAUGUUGUCGGAAUGCACCUUAUGCAGCCUCGUACCCAGGCCAGUUCGCGGUAUCCGAGUUACCAAAGGAGGCUUGGAAACGAGUGCGAUAGCGCGAAGCCUUCCUCGGUGAAUUUUCCAGACAAGCUUGACAGGUGACGUCACAUCCGAAAUCGCCGUGGACGACUGGGAACGAGGCUGCACCUUAUGUAGUUCUUAAAUCUUUCUUGCUUUGUAUAUCUAGCCGGAUUUAUGAACACCGCACAAGCUGGCUCCUCGAGGCCGCACACCUUAAACUGACUCAACUAAAGUAAAUAUCAUACAAAGAAACUGAGGUUCUCUUAAGGUGACUCUCUUCUUAGUUUCUGAUUAGCAAAGAAACAUCACAGUCCAUCAAAAGACACUCUCGACUUGACCAUACACUCUAGCUACUCCCAAGGCUCUACAUGACAGAGGAUGCUUGAGACUUAAGCAAGUUUCAAGCAGAGAAUUCAAGGCCACAUCACCCCCCUGACUCCGCCCCCCAGCCUAGCACGUGCUUGGGGGGAGUGCUUUCAUUGGCCAAUGGGCCUCAAACAUUAAAAGAGUUUGACACGACAAACUUAAGGAAGACCCUGAUGCGUGCACUGACUCUCCCAGAGCAAGACUAACGGACAGUACCACGCUUUUGCAGCACCCUUUCCCCCUAGGGGUUGACAUGGAGGCCCCUUCCCACCAAAUGGCGAGUUAGCUCAGAGACUGAGCUUGACAAUGAGACCAACCAGGACGGCAAGCCCCCUAUGUUUAUGCUCACCACAGUGACCAGAAACCUGGCUAUUGCCAGUUUCUUUUCGAAUAUUCCGGUCCGUUAUCAGAAUUGUUUUCCAAAAUUCGGCUAGAUAUAUGAAUUACUUAUUUAUCUAUUUAUUUAUUCAUUUAUUAUUUAUUUUUUCUUUUUAACUGUAAAUAUUUGAUUUUUUGCUGUAGAUAUAUAUCUUUUUAUUUCAUAGUGUCGACAAUUAGCUUCACAUCUAAAGUACCUGACACUUGAAUAAAGUUUAGUAGUCGUCGUCGUCGUCGUCGAGUUUAGUAGUCGUAGUAGUAGUAGUCGUCGUCGUCUUCGUAGUCAUAGUCGUAAUCGUAGUCGUAGUAGUGGAAGUAGCUAGUAGCAUUUUUAAGUAAUCGUAAUUAUUUGUAACGCUAAUCGCCUAAUUCAACCUCUCAGUUGAGAUGUAAGUAAACUGUCUAUCUAUCUAUCUAUCUAUCUAUCUAUCUAUCUAUCUAUCUAUCUAUCUAUCUAUCUAUCUAUCUAUCUAAAUCUUAAAGUUAAUUGUUGUCCUCGUAAUCGUGCUCGUCCUCAAAUGUAAAGGUUUCUGUAUAUACACGGUUCCAGGGUUUAGUGUUUCAUACUGAAAACCUCGCAGAGACUCCCAAUUUGACUCAUGAUAAUUAAAUAGGUCGUUCCUUUGUUCAGCGGUAUCGCAAGAUAAAAUUUCAAGUUCGCGUGGACAAUUUUGGCUUUAGUACAGUUUGGUUAAGUAAUUAAUUAAAAAAACUAAUUUGUGCUCAAGAAGCUAAGAGAUUAAAGUUAGCAUCUGAACUAAAAUCUACAUAAAAAAACAACCAAGUUAAACUACAAGCCGUUCUAUAUAGAUCAUGAAAACAGUCACAUGCCCAUUGCAAUAAUUUAUGUAACGAACAAACCACUGAAGGCGGAGAGAAAUAAUUCUUAAGCCCCAAGCAAACGGAUAUUACAUUAUACAGUUAAUGUCAGAUCCCGAGGGAAACAAUUAGUUUUGUUUUCCGUCGAGUCCUGAUGUUCCCCGAGACGAAGUCAAUAAAAAAAGAAAAAGAAAACUGACAGGACCUGGCAGUGUUUUUCCCGCCUUUUGUCACGCCCCUUUCCACCAUGCUUUGAUCACGUGCUGUAAUGUAUAGCCCGAGCGGGGUACAUUGCUUUCCACCAUGCUUUGAUCACGUGCUGUAAUGUAUAGCCCGAGCGGGGUACAUUGCUUAAUGUAUCACGAUCGGGAUACAUUGGAUUUUAGUCAAGACCACCUGACCAAGAAUCAACCAAUGGCACGCCCUGUUUAGUUGAGUGAAACUCUAGGAAUUUAACAAUGUUGGAUGUUACAUGUUGCGUCCGUUUGCGCAUCCUUUUGCAUGUUGUUGCGUGUUGCUGGGAGUUGUUGCGCAAAGCUUGAAGCGGGUCAAACUUUUAAGCCAACAACUGCCAACAUUUCUUUUGUUUCUUGAUCACCAAAGCGUAGCACAACAAUGCUGAAUCCGGCCGUUGGAACAUGUUGGCGCCACGCACGCGCGUUUCACAUGGCCUACAAAGUCUUAAGGUUGUAUCCUUCCCAAGAUGCACUGCAGCCGGUCCCAACAUUAUUGGAAGUUGUUGCACACCUGUGCCAACACAGACGCGAUAAUUCCCAACAUUCUUGGCCCAACAGCAAUGUUGAGAAUGUUGGGAGUUGUUGGGUCCGUUUGUACGUAGCUUUAGUAAAUACGAAAGCAGCCGCGUAGCAAAUGCAAUACUCACAAUAGCAAACUUGAUCAUUCUACUGCGGUGAAUGUCAUUGGAUUUAGCCUCUAAAAAUAAUGCUAACGCAGACUCUUUACUACUGCUUGUCUUCUGUGUACGUACAUCACUGUCAUGUUUCCAAAUUCCUUGUUUAUUAAAGCUAAUAUCAUGGCAGGUGUCCAUAUUAUUGUUUAUAUUGAAGCUAAAAUCAACAGCAACAACAAUGUUGGCUGUGCGGUAAAAUGAAACUGUACAUAAUGGCAAGGUUUAAUUCUAAAUUGAAAGUCUUUAUUUAUGUAAUUACAUCCACAAAUUCAGUUAAAAAGAAGAAACAUUUUACUUUAAAGACUGCGAUAAAUUGUUACAGUAAAUUGAAUCCAUUUUAAGAAAUAAUCCAUAAUAAUAAAAAUAGUUAAAAACACACGGCAUUUCGACGUUCUCGAAAGUCGUUAUCAAGUCAAAUGAAAACGUACUGUUAGGUUUUAAAUAAAUACAAGGAAAAAAUAAACAAUCGAUUAUCAAAAAGAAACCUAACAUAUAAGAAUAUGUUAUAAGUUGAUAGAAAAAGCUUAUCACUCUUACAACCUUAAUAGUUGUUAGCGUUGGGGGGGAGUAGGUUUGAACGUGGCCGGCGUUGACUUGAACCUCUCAAGGCAGCGCUCAAUAACAAGAAAGAGGCAUGGGAAAUUUAAGGUGGAAAACCAAUUACCAAUGAACCAACUACUUGACUGAAACUUAGGACGCAAGCGGAGGGACAUCCUCUCUUUUUUUGCUGGGUCUUGCUUUUUAUUUACUUUAAUUAGUUUCUAGAAUGCAGACUACUGGUAAAGAUUUAAAUGGCGUUAACACGCUUUUAUAGACAAGAGGGUGGACCAAAGAUGGAAAAUCUCCAAGUCGCUUUUUUCUUUGUUGUUUUGUUGUUAAUGUUUAAAAUUUUGUGUUGGAUUAAAACAGACACAUAAAAACUGAUCAGAUCUUCUUCGGAUCCCAUGUUCUGCGUCAUACUCGUUCGGGUCCUUUUAAGUGUAUUACUUUUUGGAUAAAACAGCAGGAUUGGAUGUCAGCAUUAUAUAAAAAGUACCAAGUCAUCAUAAUAAUGAUGAUAGCAAUAAUAAUAAUAAUAAAAAUAAUAAUAAUUAUUAUUAUUAUUUAUUAUUCAUAAUUAGUUUAUUAUUAAGAAAUGUAUUUGGGAAAUCGUUAUUUAUGAUCAUUGCCAAUUUUUCAUGAUAUAUGCUACAGUUGUUAGGGUUAUAUCUUGGUCAAUUUUUAUUUCAAAUAUUUCUGUAAAUUAUAUACAUAUUUUCAAAGUUAAAUAAACAUAUUUUUAUCCAAAAAUUAUAAAAAUUAUUAUUAUUAUUUUAUUCUGUUUUUCACCACCAUUAGAUGCCUCAUAAAGGAUAUUUGCCUGCAACGAAUUGUCAGUAUCAAUCUUUUCUAUUUAACUUGCUUGGCAUUCAACCUACUUCUAAUUAACAUAAUUAUAUAGCUUGUCGAGGUCCAUGAAACUUUGUUGUUUGUAAGCCAGAAUAUAGAUGGGUUUUUAUCUUCUACUAAUAAUGUCAAAUUUGUUCCUCCUGAUUUGUGAAGGUAAGUAAAUAGGAAGUACUGAUGUUUACAUGUGUCGGGAAAGGUGUCCAUGUAUCAAAAUUGAAUUUAACCUGAAUAACAAACAUUCGUUUUUUUAUUGUUGUCCGUCUUCCAUGAAUCUUUGUCCAAUGAAAAUAUUCCCGGUUGUACACUUGAACUCUUAAAGCUCUUGUGCUUCUAGCUUUAAAUACAAUGACUCAGAGCGAUCAUGAAGUAAUAACUUUUUCUGGUUAAUAUAAAAACUGUGACACACUUUGUAAUAUCUGCUUUUAGUAUUAACAUUCAGGUAAUUGACAACUAGUAUAUAAAGCGUAAACCACAGUUAAAUUUACCACAAGGCAAAAAAAAUUUAAUUUGUAACAACAUUAACUGCGAAAAUAUUCCCGGUUGUACGCUUGAACUCUUAAAGCUCUUGUGCUUCUAAGCUUCUUGGCGGAAGCCUCACGGUAAAAUGUUUUUCUUUUGUAAUUUACGUGUAUUUAUUUAUUCAUUUUUUUAUUUCUUUAUCGAUUUUUUGAAAAAUGCUGCUUUUUGGUAAUGCUAAAAAUUCGAGUCUCUAAGGAUCCAAGGAACAGUUUUUGAAACGUUUUGAGGACUUUUGUCAAAUAUCUGGCACGUUUUAGUGGCGUUUCUCCGCCAUGCAGUGAACAACUUGCAAUAAACUCAGUCAUAAUAACGAUCGAAAGCAUAAGGCUUGGUUGUUGUUUGCAAAGCUUAUUUUAAGUCGGUAUCAUCUUCUUUAGAGAGUUAGAGUCAGGUGACCCAGUUUAAUUUUCAUUUUAGGGCUUCUUCAUAUGAGCCCGGUUGACCGGUCUGGCCCAGUUUCCGAGAUCUCACCGUACCUCUAAAUCCUUUGUAAAAUUUUCGAUGUGUUCAUAUGAGAGGGCGGGCUGGCUCGAUUCUUAGCUGGAUCUCGUUAUUAAAGUGGGCUGGAAAUUUUGCCAUAUGAACAGUUCAGCCCGGUUACCGGGAUGAAGUUUUCGAAUGAAUUCUGCAUCGUCUUGCUUUGCCUUUUGUAUUUUCCACAUCAUAAGCAUCCCAUUUGACAUCAGUGAUACAGCUACAAGAGUUGCUAAAGUUAUAAUAGGCCGAAACUUAUAACUUUGUGUUUCGCCAUGUAUGCUUUUUUUCUCGAAUUUCGCGUCACAACUCGUCUUCGGCCUUUUGUCAUCUCGGAAACCGGGCUGAAAAUUCUCGUAUGAACCCAGAAGAUGACAUUGGUAACGGUAAGCGGACCAGCCCUGUCAACCGGGCUCAUGUGAAGAGGCCCUGUCUGUUCCAAAUUAGGUAAAGAUCGUAGGACGACGAUCAAUUUCAUAUCCUUAAAAUACACCUGAAAUAGUGUCAUGAUGGUAUACCUCAACUUGUAAUUUAUCCUGAGUCGGUCAUUCUAAGUUUUCCUCAUAAAUUACAUUGGCCUUCGGAGUAAGUAGGUGUGCUGAGCGGAAUUUUCCAGAUAACGGCAGCUUUGUACAAAGUAUUGUUUUGAAUAAUGCCAAAAUGCUGGGUUUGACACCCCUCCACGAAACUAGUGUCUCACCAGUGCAGGAGCGAUAUAAUUUAUAGCCGAUCUUCAGUGAUUAUAUACAAGCCAGGAAUUUUUAAUAAAACUUGCUAACGAUUAGAAAAGGAGUUACCAAACAUCAUUAUAUAUUAUUUGUUUAUUUUUUUUAUGAACAUAGUAAUUACCAAGAAUAUAAUUGCAGAUUCUGCCUUGCGGUGUAACAUUUGCGACUCUGAGAAAUCGUGGAAUCACUGCGAGGAAAACAGAAUUAUUGUUGAUUGUUCCAGUGCGGACCCAGAUUUCGACGUUUGCUUUAAAGUCCAUAUAGCUGCGAAGAUGGCAGAUAACUCUGAGAAGCACUUCUACAGAAGAGGAUGUGGGUAUCAAGAGUUAUGCAGUGGCGAGCAAUGUAAAAACGGAGACAGGUGCGUAGUGAACUGCUGCAAUACCGACAACUGCAAUGCUUCGUUGGUGGUAAAAGCUUCCAUCUACUUGACGUAUUCGUUAGCUGGAAUAUCCAUCUUCUUCCAUUUGCGUUAA